AUGACCCAUAUUCCAGUCGACGUCUUGGGCAAUCCAUAUGGAAGUAAAGUCGUCUUAACGACUUAUCCAGAUAUUGGCGGAGUUAGACCUGUUCCAUUACGAUGGGGUGAGAGUGAGCCAUCACAGCGCGGACCUGUCAUCGCCACUCGGACGGGGACAGGUGCCAAAACACGCAAUGCAAUCGGUGCUCAUGGAGGCUCAUACUCAGUCUACAACGCUCUUGCCAUUGCUGGUGGCGACUUGCCACCAGAUUUCCUCCCCGAUUUCACAAAUACUGAGCCAACCUUUGACUUCAAGCAACAGCCGGCAUGGGGAAGUGCGGAGAAGAUUGUUGCCAUGGACCCAUUUGGCCAUAUCAUAUCGACAGCAUACAAGAAGUAUCUUCAGGAAGGAUAUGAUGUUCGUCCUACAAUCGCCAUCACGCGUGCAACGAUGAGAGUUGGAGAAAUUGCCGAAGCUGUGAAGGAUGGGAAACUGCCAGUUGACGGGGACAUUGUCAUCGACGAUGAGGGGAAUGUCAGGGUGACCAAAGUUGCAGUCGAGCCGGUUUGGUAUCUUCCAGGUGUCGCGAAACGAUUCAACAUUGAAGAGAACCACCUGCGUCGUGCUCUUUUUGAGCACAUGGGUGGCAGCUACCCGGAAUUAAUUACACGGCCCGAUCUCAAAAUCUUUCUCCCACCGAUAGGAGGUUUGACAGUUUACAUUUUUGGACCUCCUGAACGUGUUUCUGACCCAAGUUGUAACCUUGCUCUUCGAGUUCACGACGAAUGCAAUGGCAGCGACGUUUUUCAAUCCGACAUUUGCACGUGUAGACCUUACCUCGCGUUUGGCAUUCAAGAGGCUAUUCGUGAAGCUCAACAAGGAGGAAGCGGCCUCUGCAUCUACUUCCGAAAAGAGGGCCGUGCAUUAGGUGAGGUUGUGAAGUAUCUCGUGUACAACGCAAGGAAACGGGGCGGAGAUACAGCAGACAAGUAUUUCCAGCGAACAGAGAAUGUUGCUGGUGUACGAGAUAUGCGGUUUCAAGCGCUCAUGCCAGACAUUCUUCACUGGUUGGGCAUCACCAAGAUUGACAAAAUGCUGUCUAUGUCGAAUAUGAAGCACGACGCAAUUGUGGAAUCUGGGAUCCCAAUUAUUGAGAGAAUUCCAAUACCGGAUGAUAUGAUUCCCAAGGAUUCAAGGGUCGAGAUUGAUGCCAAGAUCAACGCUGGGUAUUUCACUACAGGCACUGUUCGGACUGCUGAAGAAUUGGCCGAAGUUAAGGGUCGCGGUUGGGAGCAGUGGGAAGAUGUUGCUCAUUAAAACGACAAUUUCAUGCUGCAUCUCAUUUUACUUUGCAUGGCGUGCGGGGUUCGCAAUCGUGGUAUUUCCCUAAUUGAGCCUUUC
Messenger RNA from Mollisia scopiformis, 1383 nucleotides. RefSeq names its product uracil-regulated protein 1. The transcript has 4 exons. Gene Ontology annotation, biological process: riboflavin biosynthetic process. Gene Ontology annotation, molecular function: GTP cyclohydrolase II activity. Bases 1 to 1299 code for a protein of 432 amino acids. Lineage: Eukaryota; Fungi; Ascomycota; Leotiomycetes; Helotiales; Mollisiaceae. The record is from RefSeq and is a predicted model, not a curated record.